Messenger RNA from Pichia membranifaciens NRRL Y-2026, 2841 nucleotides. RefSeq lists its product as hypothetical. Gene Ontology annotation, molecular function: protein binding; mRNA binding. The transcript is spliced from 2 exons. The record is from RefSeq and is a predicted model, not a curated record. Gene Ontology annotation, biological process: transcription elongation by RNA polymerase II; regulation of DNA-templated transcription elongation; transcription elongation-coupled chromatin remodeling. Bases 1 to 2841 code for a protein of 946 amino acids. Gene Ontology annotation, cellular component: DSIF complex. Lineage: Eukaryota; Fungi; Ascomycota; Pichiomycetes; Pichiales; Pichiaceae.
AUGGCAGCCGCAGACACAGACCCCAAGCGGGCCGUCGAGAACGAAGGAGCAGACGAAGACAGGCCUGGUGAAGGAAGCCUCGAAGGCGACGACGUCGGCGACGACGACGACGACGACGACGAAGAAGAUGAAGACGAAGAUGACGAGGAGGACGAGGAUGAGGUCUCCCGGAGGAGAAAGAAGAAGAAGUCGGGCAACCAGUUCUUGGAUGUCGAGGCCGAGGUCGACGAGGACGAAGACGAAGAUGAGGACGAAGACGACGAGAUCCUCCGGCAGGAGUUCUUGGCCGACGACCAGAAUAUGGAGCCCGGCGAGACAGAGGCGUCCCGGUCCCACAGAAAGUUGGACAGAACCAGAGAAAAGCUCGACGAGCAAGACGCACAGGCCUUGGCCGACCAGUUCAAGGCCAGGUACGGCCGUUCCGCCUCCGCAAGAUACAUGGGUUCCACCCAGAACAUCUCUCAGCGCUUGCUCCUACCUUCGGUUGAGGACCCGCUAAUCUGGGGGGUCCGUGUCAGAAACGGCAAGGAGAAGGAGUUGGUCAAGCAGAUUUCCGCCAGAAUGGCCAACAUGAAGGGGACCCAAGAGGUGUACUCCGUUUUCCAAAGAGACAGCUUCACAGGCUAUAUCUACAUUGAGGCAGUAAGAAUGGACGCCGUCAACCACAUCUUGUCCAGCUUGCCCGGCAUCUACAACAACGUCGGUAAAGUCUUGGUUCCGAUCGAAGAGUACCCAGACUUGUUGAGACCAGGCUCCUCGCAGGAGAGCCGGCUCAAGCCAGGCUCCUAUGUCCGUGUCAAGAUCGGCAAGUAUAAGGGAGACCUCGGUAUCGUCGACAACCUUGCCGAAAAUGACUUGGAAGUGAGGGUCAAGCUUGUUCCAAGAUUAGAUUACGGUAGGUCAAACAAUUCCAUCAUCGAUCCUUCCACGGGAAGAAGAAGGCCCGUGAAUUUCAACUCUAAAUUUAGACCUCCUCAGAGGUUAUUCUCUGACAUCGAAGCGCAACAGUACGAUGCCGAGCAUCUAACUACCGCCAAGAGAGACAGAAACUACUUCAUUUACAGAAACGAAGAAUACAUUGGUGGUUUUCUUUACAAGGACAUCAAGUUCAACCAGUUGGAGACCCAGAAUGUCAAGCCAACCUUGCACGAGUUGACUUUGUUUGAUUCGAUGAAGGAUUCCGACGGAAUAGAUUUGCAAUCUGUUGCCGCCACUUUGAAAAACGCCGACGAAAAAGCCAUCUCCUUUCAACCAAAUGACAGAGUCGAAAUCAUCAGCGGGGAACAAUCCAAGAUGAAGGGUAAGAUUCUAUCCAUUGCAGAAGCCACUGUAGCAAGAGUCUUGCUGGAAGGUAAUGAGAUCGAAAGUGAUGUCAACAACACAAUUGUCGAGGUUCCAACUUCUUCCUUGAGAAAAGUCUUCUUGCCCGGCGAUCACGUCACCGUUAUCCAUGGUGUCCACAAAGAUGAAAGUGGUUUAAUCGUUAAUGUCAAGAACAACCAAGUUACUUUGGUUUCUGACCAGACGAAAAAAGAUAUCAUGGUUUUCCCCAACUAUUUGGUCACGUCGGUGGAUUCUUCAACUACUUCUUCCAAAAUUGGUAGAUUCGAAUUGCACCAAAUGGUCAACUUGAACUCGCACAAGAUCGGUAUGAUCAUCAAAGUGGAGAAGGAGGUUUUCACAAUUCUAUGCACUGAUGGUCGUGUUUUGAACUUGGAACCGAAAAGUAUAGUGUCCGCCUUGGACUUCAACAGAAUGACGGAGAAAACCACUGAUAGAAACGGUCUUGAAAUCAAGGUCGGAGACGUUGUCCGAGAGACUAUCGGUGAGAAGAGGCAGGGUAAUAUCAUGCACAUAUACAAAUCAUUCUUGUUUCUCCAUUCGAAAACAGUUUAUGAAAACACCGGUGUGUUUGUCACCGACUCAAACUCCGUCCAAACAAUCGCCAACAAGGGUUCGAUUGUUUCUUCAUUCAAGGUGCCUGACUUGAACAAGAUGAAUCCAAAUAGAAUGCCGGCCCCUCCAAGCACCUUCUUAGCAAAUCAAGCCCGGUUUGGUGGUCGAGACAUGACGAUAAACCAGCAUGUCAGUGUCAGGAAGGGGCCUUAUAAAGGUAAGAAAGGUAUCAUUAAAGACGCGAACGGUGAUGUUGCAAGGGUAGAAAUGCACAACCCUGCCAAGAUUAUUCCAAUCAACAAGUCUGACCUUCUUUUUGAACUUAGACCAGGAAGCUAUGUUCCUCACGAACAGUUUUUGGAGAAUUACAGGGGCAGAAAUGCCGGCUUCAAUAGAAGACCGCAGAGCACGCCAAGAGCUGGUGCUUUCAACAGCUUUAAUAAUUCCGGUAGCCAGCCCCAGCCUAUGGGUGACAAGACCCCAAGUUGGUCCAGCGGUGGGAAGACACCAUCGUGGAGCUCUAACGGUGGAGGGAGAACCCCAUCGUGGGGCGCCAAUGGGGGAGGCAAGACACCAUCGUGGAGCUCGAACGGGAACGGUGGAGACAAAACCCCAUCGUGGGGCUCUAACGGCGGAGGGAAAACCCCGUCGUGGAAUUCGAAUGGUGGAGGGAAAACCCCCUCUUGGAGCUCAAACGGCGGCGGCAAGACCCCAUCGUAUGGUGGGAACAAGACUCCAUCCUGGAGCUCCAAUGGAAGCGGAAGUGGAAGUAGGAGUGUCUGGGGCGGAGACGGUGGGAGAACCGAGUACGGAGCUGGUGACCGAAGUGUCUGGGGUGGUGAUUCGAGUGCUACAAAGAACGGCGUCGACUGGGGUGUUACGCCUACGGUUGGAGACUGGGAUGCUCCAACCCCUUCUGUCGUGAAGAAGGAGCAGCAUGAAUGA